AUGUCGCGACAUCAGUAUGACUUGAUCCAGUGUAUGAAACAACCAGGCAAGUCUGUAGGACUAGUGUGCCCGCAAUGUGAUGGGAAAUGUCCAAUUUGUGAUUCCUUUGUUAAACCAACUGCUAAAGUCUAUAUAUGUCACGAUUGUUCCUUAGGUCAUUUGUAUAAUAAAUGUAUCACAUGUUCCAACUAUUUGGGUGAUAAUUGUGAAUCGGGUGUACCAGCGUACUACUGUCUUGAAUGUGUUCGACAAGAGAAGCAUCGCGAGGGAUGCCCCAGAAUUGUUAAUAUUGGAAGUCUUAAAUCAGACAUGAUAUUCCGGAAAAAGAAGGAGGCAACCAAAAGCACAAAUGGUUUACUACGAUAG
Molecule: messenger RNA, 366 nt
Organism: Spathaspora passalidarum NRRL Y-27907
Lineage: Eukaryota; Fungi; Ascomycota; Pichiomycetes; Serinales; Debaryomycetaceae
Product: U2 snRNP complex subunit
Exons: 1
Coding region: 1-366 (121 amino acids)
Biological process (GO): mRNA splicing, via spliceosome
Cellular component (GO): precatalytic spliceosome; U2 snRNP; catalytic step 2 spliceosome
Source: RefSeq, a predicted model, not a curated record